UUUUUUGACUUUUUCUCUCCUUUUGCUCUCUCUCACUAUUAAAAACCAAACCCUAAUAAAUCUUUCGCUUUCUUCAAUCAUCUCAUUUUCCCUUUGUUUGUCUCCUCCAAAGAACUCUCCUUAUCUCUCUCUUUUUCCCUCUCCCCCUCUCCCAUUCCCUUCUUUCACUUAUAUAUCCUUCUAAAAGAACAUCUUCAAAGCUUAAGCACAAAGGCUCAAAUGGCAGUGGGGGCUCCGAAUAUGAAUCUUUUCCCUCAGUUCAUCCCCAAUGGAGAUUUUACUUGUGUUCCUUUGGUCGAUACAAUGCAAGAAGCUGCUGUUUAUCAAUCUUUCUGCAAAACUUCAAUCAACAAAGCUGACAGUGGACUUACGAAUAACGUGAAUAUCCCGGUCUCGUCGGCUCCGAGGAAAAGGCCAAGAGAUGCGUCGUUCGUCGAUUGCUUCGAUUCGUACGCUGUUCCUCGAAAGAACAAAUCUUUGGGUGUUUCUUCUGUUGUUGAUGCUGGUGUUUUCUGUCAGAUUCAACAACAGCAGCAGCAAGAAAUCGACCGUUUGAUUGCCCAACAUAUGGAGAAACUGAAGGUGGAGCUCGAAGAAAAGAGGAAGAAACAGUCGAGAAUGUUGUUGACGGCGAUCCAAGACGGCGUCGUAAAGAAACUGAAGGAGAAAGACGAUGAGAUUCAAAGAAUGGGGAAACUGAACUGGGUUCUUCAAGAAAGGGUUAAAAGCCUGUGUUUAGAGAACCAACUGUGGCGGGACUUGGCGCAGACCAACGAAGCCACCGCUAAUUCUCUACGCACCAAUUUAGAACAAGUCCUGGCCCAUGUCGGCGAGGAACGAAACGUUGCCGACGACGGAGCCGCGGCGGAUUUGGUUGAUGAGGCGGAGUCUAGCUGCGGAAGCUGCGAUGAAGGGUGGCGCAAAGUGGUGGUCCCGCAGCGACCACAACCACAACCACGGGAGGCUGUGGUUGAGGACGGUAAAAGGAAGUGUAGGAAUUGUGGGGAGGAGGAGACCAGUGUGCUGUUGCUGCCAUGCAGGCAUCUUUGUCUAUGCGCAAUGUGUGGGUCCAGUCUGUUGGGCACUUGCCCUGUUUGUGACUCCCUCACCAAUGCCAGUGUUCAUGUUAACAUGUCCUGAAACCUUUGUUUUUCUUUUUCUUAUUUCUUUUAGAGUUUUAGUGAACCAAAAAGAGAAUGUAAAAUGCAAAUAUGUUUUUAAGAAAUGGAUCAUAGAAUUUUUGUUUUCU
Hibiscus syriacus is the source of this 1249-nucleotide messenger RNA. Its product is annotated as E3 ubiquitin-protein ligase BOI-like. Gene Ontology annotation, molecular function: ubiquitin-protein transferase activity. The transcript has 3 exons. Gene Ontology annotation, biological process: regulation of programmed cell death. Lineage: Eukaryota; Viridiplantae; Streptophyta; Magnoliopsida; Malvales; Malvaceae. Bases 220 to 1140 code for a protein of 306 amino acids. The record is from RefSeq and is a predicted model, not a curated record.